CUAGUGCUAUGAGCAAUCCUUUUCUUAGGUUGUUAGGAAGUGUAACAAACAAUGAAGGACGAUUAAAAGAUACCCUAUUUCGGAUACAAGAGGGAAGUACAUGCGAAGUGCUAAAUAAUCUGGUAUUCGUUAUGGUGGAUCAAUCCGUCCUUUCCGCUUUUGACUGGUUCUUUGGAAAACCAACAACUUUCUUUAUGGUUGUAAAGAUGAAUCUGGUGGACGACAUUAUGAAGGUAAAAGGGAAGGAUACGAUGUCACACGAUGAAAUGUGCUCUCUGUUGCAAGACUUGCUGUUUCGAAAGAUUAGCCAUAUUAACACCACAAAUCAGCCAUUUGCUAAUAUCUACACGGAUGAGAAGCAAACAGUUCUGAACACCUCGUUUUUCUCGCCUCUAAGCUACGAAGAGUCGUUCGAUGUGCAAAUGACUCGCUGCUACAUCCGUCUUCUUCCAGACAUUCCCUUCGUACUUUUUUACGAAGACAACGGCGUGGAAUACUGGAUGGCUCAGGAAUUCAACGAAUCUGGCUCUGUAACCACCACACUCAUCGACAAUCACCACGAAAUCGCCACUGACGCACUCGCUUCCGCCAUCCAGCCACCAUCCUCCAGCGAGCUCUGCACUUGCUCUCUCGCCACGAUGAUUCUUUCCUCCUCUUCGAGGUCUCUUCACCAGCAGCUCUUUAGCGAUUUCAACGACUCGUUCGUGGCUGUGCUGCAUCGUUUUCCGUUGGAUUCCACUGCGAUUUCGCUCUCUCCGCCUCUGACUGCGUCGUGCGAGCUGCUUUUGCGCUAUUCCUAUCAGCCCUAUUCCACGUUUUCUUUGGAUGCGGACCGAUUUCACGAGGAAUUGCAAGUGCUCCAGAGCAUCAAAUCGGGAACGUGGUCGAUUCUCUCCGAGGAAAUUCUGUCCACGUUGCCGGUUCAGCCAUCGACUUCCCUGCAAACGACGUCGAUUGAUUACACGGACUUCAUUUAUCAAAAAGGACUGCAUUGCGGAUCGAAAGAGCAGCUCGCUGCGGACAUUCGGCAGCAUCUCAAGGCACUGAUGACGCUGCCUUCGCCUCCCUUCGUCGCUCCUUCGAACCGCACACAACUCGCAGAACUCAUUCGAAAGGGAUUAAAGCAAGCAGUCUCCACGAACCGCGAAGAAUCGAUGCGCCAAUGGAGCGAAGAAGUCGAUUCGAUCUCCGAUUUGAUUCCAUUCUGGCUUGAAGUGGGUCUUUGGUCGCUCAUGAAUCGAGUCAGCGAAGCGUUCAAUGCGCGCCAUUUGCUCAUCGCCGAGCUGACAAUUCUUCCGGAAGAACAGCGAGAUUGGAAGCAUAGUUCGCUUUGGAUUCUCUCCAUUCAGCAGAUGAUCCGAUUGCUCGGGUUUGCGUGUCUCAUCGAGUUCAUGGUAUCAUUCCUCCCGCCAGCUGAACCAAAGGUUCCUUCCCAGCCAUCCGUUCUUUCAUUCUGUGUGGACAUUCUGCAGCGAGCCGUCGCUUCGUCUUCGGCUUCCACCAUGCUGCUGUUGCUCCCUCCCGACCUGGCAUCCAAGCUCCUCUCUUCGUUCCCUGCACCGGAGAUCGUGCUGGUCGACAGAAAGCUGAAGAGUGGAUGCGAACAUCAUUUGGAAUUGAACGAAACUGAAACGCGAACCAUGCAGUUUUUCGCGGCGAAACCGAUGUUGAAGCAGCAUUACCUCACGAAAGAGGAAGAGGACGACUUGGAGAGAAUCGUCAAGGCGCACUGUGGAGAGGAAAUUACAAGGGAAGCGAUGAAGAACUUGGAGAUGCGCAAUGUGUAG
This is a messenger RNA of Blastocystis hominis, 1787 nucleotides long. RefSeq lists its product as hypothetical. The transcript has 6 exons. NCBI's taxonomy places the organism in Eukaryota, Bigyra, Opalinata, Blastocystidae. The coding region runs from base 9 to 1787 and encodes 592 amino acids. The record is from RefSeq and is a predicted model, not a curated record.